AUUUCCUCCACAAUUAUUUUCAUCUAUCAUUUAUUUUCUCCUUCCGCAAACAGAACUUACACAGUUUGCUCACACGUUGGCUUAGCUCUUCAGAAAAUUUUAAUAAGGUUUUCUAGCGGCUUUGCCCAACCUUAAAGACCACCGCUGUUGCUUUUGUUAUACACUACUCUUGAAAGAAAGUUUUGAUUUGAUUUCUUCAUUUUUGGCGGGGAGUAGUCCGGCGACCGCUGCCAGAAUGCUAGCUAGCAUGGUGGGUAACGCAGAUGAAUCUCCUGAACUUUUGAGUUUUGCCGCCGCCAAGUCUUCUCCUUCCUUAGCUGAUGGUAGCUUUCGUCAAGUCGACGAUGUCUUCUUGCAGACUCAAACAAGAAUAUGGCUUGGAGAAGUCUUACAAACCAGAUUAAGUGACCAGCUCAGUAUUGCAGAUUUACUUGCCGAUGGGGAAUUAUUGUAUGAAGUGUCAAGAAAAAUAUGGAAAAUGAUGUUGGCAAAGCAUGUGGAGCUAGACUGUAUCAGAACAUAUGAAUUUGAGCCAUUUGCUUCUAGGAGCAUUGGAAGAUAUAUGCCUUACUCAAACGUGGAUUCAUUUUUGAAGAGCCUUUGGGUUCUAGUGUUCUUGAGAAACCUGUUUGCUUGGAUCACCUAGUUUCGGUGGUCUGGUUGCUGCACCGCCGCCCUGGAAAGGUGGACAAUCGAGUUUCCAGCUAUUCCCUAAAGAUUGGUGACCGGCCAACUCGAUAGUGAAGUUCACACGCCGUCUUUCCAAUUCUGCAUCAGAUUGAUGCGCUGGCGUGUGUUGGCAUGUGGGACGUUCGGUGAUCCUCCAAUUCCUCCUCCGACGGUGCCUCAUCAUUUUCGACCAUUUUUUGGUGCUUCCCUUGUCAUUCGAUGCUGUUGGAGUGGAUGUCUAGGUUUUGCCUCCAUUUGGAUACUGUUACAGAUUUGCAUAAUCCUGGGCUUGGAUAGCAUAGAUCUCUUUUCCCCAUCAGAUGUUGUUGAGAAAAGAGAUACUAGAAAAGUUUGUAUGUGUAUACGUGCACUUUCAAAGAAAGCGAGAUCUCGGCAUUUAAAUGUUGCUGAUUUUGAUCAUGUUACAUAUACAGUACCUAUGCCUACAUGUAUGGUUGGGCAUAUUCGAAGAAGUUGGGAACUCUCACAUGGUGACUACUGCAAUUCUUUUGGGCAUAGUCCACAUUCUGAAUUAAGACAAAGAUCUAAGCAGAAAAAUUCAAGUGCAGUCUCUAGAAGUUAUCAUUUGCAUUUUGAAGAAUUUGAUGAUUUAGAAAGCAAGAUUGUGCAUCAAUCUGAUAGCUCAGACACCAUAACGUACUACCCAUCUUCGCAGAUAAGCUCUGAUUCAAUAAGAAAUUGUACAGAAGUAUCAUCAGCCAUCAAAAAUGAACUUUCGGAUCGAUGUUCAGUAGGAUUAGAUGUUCAAAACCAACUAGGAGACGAAGAUCUCUAUUGUCAACAGGCAGGAUCUCUUUUUUCACAUCAUUUUGAUCACCAGCAGGGUGAUAUGCCAUCUCCGACUUUUGUUGAUUCAAAUAUUCAGUUAGGUGGAAAGGUUUUUUAUGCGGAAAGGGACGCAAAAUAUCGCUAUAGAAGUACUGUAUUGGACCAGAUUUACAAUGAUACUAUUAUGGAAGAUGGAGCCUCAGUUGUAGGGGAUUCUGGAGAAUGCACAACACCAGAAAGUACUAUCUCUGAGGAUCAGUCAGCAAUGUCUGCUAUUGUUGGCCUUGAAACUGAUACUGGUGAAUCUAUUCUGCUUGAUGGGAAAGACUAUAUUUUUUAUGCAUGUGAUGCUUGUACUUCUUGCUCAAAAGCAAUCAGGAAUCUUCAAAACGAAUUUAAAAGUCCAUAUUUGGAUAGUGAUGAUGUUGAAUCGUCUUCUGCUGCCUGUGUGAGCUCCGUCUCAGUUGCUUUGCAGAACUUCGAUUUUGAUAAUCACUCAGAUACAGAAGAUGUUUUAAAAAAUGAAUGUUCCCCUGAGUCUGCAAAUAGCCAAUUGUGUGGUUUGAGCAAGAAACAGACUGAAGAAUCUCUUUCUGACCUCAAAGACGUGGAUGUUGGUUUCUCCUCUAUCAAGCAUAAUGGAUAUUUAGAUCAUGCAAUUUCAUAUGAUAAUAGCAUCUGCUCGUCUCAAAUAAAUUCAAAUGUUGCAUAUGAUGAAGGAACAGGUUUGUUUGUUGACCAAUCUUGCUUUCCCCUAUGGGAUCAGAAAGGUAAAUGGCGAAUUGCGGUGGUGCCAAUUGGAAAUGGUGAUCAUGGAGCUUCAUCUCUAUCUAUUUCACCAGUAGGUUCACAUGAGGAAAAUCUUCAUUUUAUACAAACUGAAGUUACAGAAGAUGCCUUGCGGUUUAAGAAGAUCGAAUCUAUUGUAGCAGAUAAUGAAAAGGCAGUGCACAGAAUUACUAUUGUCCAAUCGGAGCCUGAUACUUGCAAACGACCAGAUGAAUGCCUUCUAGUUGCAUGCUCCGAUAACCUUACGCACAGAAAACAUGAGGACUCCAAUGGUUCAUGCAAUGUUGCGGUUCAAAGUGGAAAUGUAAACAAGGAAGGAGAAAAAGAAACGUUGCAGAUGUCAGCAGUUGAGAAUCCAAAAAUGGCAGCACAGAAGAAUCAGAAACAGCCACUACUUAAAUCCGUUGUAAAGGGAACUGCAAUUCUUGGUGCUCUUUUUCUUUUUAAUCACUUGAGGAAAAAUUGUACAGACAAAUCGGGAAGGCUAGCUGAACAAUCUAAUCAAAUAAGAAGUGGUGGGGAUUCCUCAUCUGCAAUGCGGAAAAGGGGAAAAAUAGCAGAUGGGGUAUAUCCAGCUGAAAGGCUCAAGCUUGUGCAUUAAUAUAUGGUACGACUCACUGAGGAAGGUAUAGAAGCAUAUCAACUGUUGCAUGAUCCAAACAAGGAAUAAAAAUAAUAUAGCCCUUUCUCCUACUUCUUUUCAAUAGACAGAUGACCUGCACUUCCUCCCAUAUAAAACUUCAUAGGGAGCCAUUCCAGUGCUACCAUGGUAACUGUUAUUGUAAGCAAACUUCACAAUAGUAGAUGUUGCCUCCAAGAACCACUAAAGUCUAGCACGCACAUCUUCAACAUGUCCUCUAUGGUUUGGAUGAUCCUUUUUUUACUCAAUUUGCGGGUGGAAAUAACCAAGUAUGAUUUUACCUGAAGGGAUAAAACUUAUCGAAUACAAAUGGAUCAUUAAGAUGACGACAGAUAUGGAAGGUAAUGUGAUUACCUAUAAAGCAAAGCUAGUUGCAAAAGGCUAUCAUCAAAGACUAGGGAUUGACUUUGAUGAGACUUUUUCACUUGUAGCCAUGUUGAAAUCCAUUAGGAUUCUAAUUGCACUUGGAGCUUAUUAUGAUUAUGAGAUUUCUUAGAUAGAUGUGAAAAUAACUUUCCUAAAUGGAAAUUUGAUUGAGAAAGUAUAUAUGACACAAACUGAUGGAUUUGUUUCUA
This is a messenger RNA of Manihot esculenta (cassava), 3462 nucleotides long. RefSeq lists its product as uncharacterized. The transcript has 9 exons. The record is from RefSeq and is a predicted model, not a curated record. Gene Ontology annotation, biological process: actin crosslink formation. Bases 782 to 2848 code for a protein of 688 amino acids. NCBI's taxonomy places the organism in Eukaryota, Viridiplantae, Streptophyta, Magnoliopsida, Malpighiales, Euphorbiaceae. Gene Ontology annotation, cellular component: actin filament. Gene Ontology annotation, molecular function: actin filament binding; cytoskeletal adaptor activity.